AAACAAUAAUUAUAGGCCUAAUUAUCCCUUGAUACCUUAAUGUAGUUCCAGUUUUGAAAAAAAAUAAACUUUCUGUUUUUGCUUUUAAGUAAAUGUUAAAUGAAGAUAACCUUGGAGAAAAGGGUGGUUUGAUGUAUAUUUAUAUCAAUAGGGGUCAUGGGGUUAAAACACAAAACUUACAAUAACAAUAUAAACAAUUCUUGAAUUUGUUUGUUUAAAGACCUCAAUGUAGUGCACUUAACCUUUUUGACCCUCAAGAUUUGUUGUACAGUUGUCCUCUUUCAGGCCAAAAAAAAAAAAAAAAAAACUUUAUUUAGCAUGAGUAAUUAAAACAGCAAAGCUGUUAGCCAAUUGCAGUCUUGCUAACAGGCUAAUAGCAAAGGUGAAAUAGGCCCAGUGGGAUGAACUUAUGCUAUGGAGGGCAAUGCAGAAUCUGGAAGUCUUCACACCCACAUUGCUUUUCCUGGGCCUGCGUCGGAGCAGAUGUUGUUCUCGUCCAGCUCACACAGCCAAACUGAAAGUGAAGGAACCAUCUUGCUUCAGCUGUUGGAGUUUAAAACCCAUCUGUUGGAGGUUGUAGAGGAGCUGCACAUUCGAAGGGAUGCAGAGGCCCGAUUUGAAGAUCAAAUCAGUAAGCUAGUGUUGGAGAAACAGGAACUGGAGUGGGAGAAGGAGUCCCUGCAACGUCUAAAUGAAACAGUCACAAAGCAGCACACAGAAUCGCUCACUGCCGCUAAGAAGGAGUUUCAGGCCAAAUUGCGCCACAUCGAGGAGGAGAGGGGGAAAUUCCAGGUCAGUACUGAGUUAAAAGAAAAGGAGAUUAACAAUCUAAAGGAGGAACUAAAGUCACUUCAGUUGCUGAAAUACAACUUAGAGAAGAAAUCAAGUGAGCUGGAACAGAAACUGGCUUUGCAGAGUCGAACAAAGGACAGCCACCUGAACCAGCUGGGGGAGGUUGAGAAGCGAUUCAGCUCUCUUUCCAGACAAUGCGCCAUGGUCAAGAAGGCCCACGAGCAGCUUCAGCAAAACGCUGAUGAGGCCAUGAGGAUUAACCGAAAACUGACGUUUGCCAACCAAAAACAAGAGGCUACGAUUGUGUCUCUGAAGAAGGAGCUGGACGAGGUCAAUAACAAGCUUAUUAAGGUCAAGAUGACAUCAGUUCUGUAUGAGAAGACCCACAGUCAGGCAGAGACUCAGCAGCAAGUGCAGGAGCUGCAGCAGAGGCUCAACAUGGAGAUGCUGAGGUCUCUGCAGCGCACACAGGAGCUGCUGCUGAGGCAAACACAGACAGUGAGGAGAGUAGAAAUGAAGCUACAGACACAAACAGAGAAGUUCCAGGCCCUUCAGCACAAGCACGAGGUGACAUGGGAGCAAAGCAAAGCGCUGCAGGACAGGCUGGCCCAACUCACCGAGAGCUUCACUGCUUCCAAAACCAGCUGGGACAAAGAGAAGGCGAUGUUUUUGGAUCAAAUCAAGACAGAGCAGGAAGACCGACAAGCAGUGAGGAAAGCUCAUGAAGAUCUUCAACAGAAACACGCUGAGCUCUCCAAGAAGUUGAUGGUCCAACACACAGACGAAGAGGAGAUGUAUUCAGCAGAAGUGGACGACAAAGGUGAAAUCCCUUGUGAGUCCAUCCCCUGCUCUGAGCAACCUGAUCUCAGCAGUCUGCAGAACCUCGUUUCCACUGAAGAAAAUGAGAAGGAGCCUCAGAAGGAGACAGAAGCUGCUGAUGCUGCAACAACUACAGGAGAAGAAAUGCCAGAUGAGCAGCCACAUUCACCACCAACAACUACAAAAGACAACACACUCAGCCAGAGUACUGAUCCAGGCCCAUCCGGAGAGGCCAGUACAGCAAACAAUGUUGUCAACAGCUGUGACACAGAGGAAAGAAAUCAGAGCUCAAAUUUUAUUUCAAAUGAUCUGAAAGAUGCUGACGCUCUCCAGAGGAACGUUAACUUUCCGACUGCAUCAAGUCUGAACUGUGGGAGCCCAGAUAAACUAGCAAAUUUACAGACAAAUGAAGAACAUGACAAAGAAUUUGAAGAAAAGGAAGAAAAGCACAACAAAGAACAGGAAGGCUGUAGUUUAAAUCUUCAGGACAAAGAAGACAUCCAAGAUGAAAGUGGUGGAGAUAAACAAAUUCUGGAUAAUAGUAGUGUGUGUUUGGCAACAGAACCACACGGGCACCAAAACUCAGAAACACAAGGAAUUGAUAAACCAGAUGGAGGCAUAAUGAAUGAAGUGGAGCGGAGAGGACAGACAGCCCAGCACACACCAGACCCAAAGAUAGCAGCUCAGGCCGAUGCAGAUAUGACUGAAGACACGGCCGCUCUGCAGGUCAGUGACCCCGAGGAUGCAGAGCCGCCUGUCUGUGAGCCCUCACAAACCCCCUCUCUAAAAGUCACAGUCAGUGAUUGCUGUCAAUUUAAUGAGGCUGAUCGAAAAGAGCAUCUUGUUAGCACAGAUGAGCAACAGAACUCCGUCCUUCAGGAAGAGCAGGCUCUCCACCACGAUGUGGUCCAAACUUCAUGUCAGGAUUCUCAGUUACUUCAGAAUCUGUCAGUUAACCAGGAAAAUCCUCAGAGAAAAGCAACAGAUUUUCCUACCAAAUGUCCAGACACGUCAACCGACUUGACCUCACACCUGAAUAUCACACCUUUAUCGGUUCACUCUCCUAUGGAAAUGAAUGAAAGUCAAACAGAAGCUCGAGAUUCUUCAGACCCUGAUUCGAUUGUGAAGCACGUUGAUGAAAAACAAGUGGAUCAGAAGUGUGAGUUUGUCGAAAUGAACCAACUUCAAAGCCCAUCUGAGGAUGCCAAAGGUCAUUUAAAUGUGAAGACGUGUGAAAACAGCAUCUGUACCACUGUAAACACAAAUAUUAGAACAUCCUGUUCAGCAGAGGAGACUGCGCCCUAUGAUCCUGAAGAAGAAACUAAAAGAUAUCAAGAGCAAAUGACAAACGACACACCCAGAGACACAGGAGAGGCAGUGAAAAAACUCAAAGCUUCCAUCAAUUCCAGUCAUGAGAGCAACAAGUCACUGAAGAUCAAUGAUUCCUCUGUGGCCGACGUGAAGACUUACAAGUCUUUAUUUGACUGGAACAAUAGUCAGAGGAAAGCUUUGGGCUCCCGAGAAAAGCCAGAUCUGCAUCCCUUCAGACAGGGAGGUUUUUUUUCUGGACUAAAUUCCAGCGGAUCUGACGAGAUUCAGGCACGUCAAGCUGUCUCAGCAUCACUGUUUAUCAAAAGCAGGCAAAACAAAGUCCCCCUGGUGAUGUUGAGAGCGUCGGACCUGUUCAGCGCCUCCAGUGCAGAUGCAGAUAUUUCAAGGAAACGACAUGAAAGAGAGUGGGAAGCAAAAGGAAGGAUUUGCAGUGAAUCCCCAGCAGGGGAAACGGCGAGAAAAGCUUCCAUUAGUCAUCUCCAAGAUGUUUCUGGAACUGCUGGAAAACAAUCACUGCAGAACAUAUCAGAGUGUAGCAGAACUUCCACCUCAGCUGCGGGCCUGAGUUCAGGACCACAGUGGGACCCGUCCUUCCCUCCGGAGAUGGAGAACCAGCAGACAUUGCUUAGAGAACAGGUUUCCAAAAUUGAACGAUUCCUCAACAAAGAAAGACUCAGCACAUCCAAAAGACAACGAACCGACAAAUGACUCACCGUUACUCGUACCCUUUAGUGGCUGAGAAGGUUCAGGUUUACAUGUUCAAUUUUCUCUUGUAUUCAUCGCACUCUUUAGUCUUGGAUUCUGUUUUGUAUUAGUGCCUCAGGUUCUAGUUUUCAUACAGGUUUUGUGUGAAUCUGGAUUGUUCAUAACUACCUCGUAAUUGGAGAACAUAUUUGAGCACAAAUGCUACGUUUUAAAAUUACAUACAAAAAUGUGAUAUUCACACACGGCAAAAGUUCAUGUCAAACUGUGAGUUCUGUAAAUUGUUGACCUGUUAUCUACUAAAAAGGCAGCAACAAAAAUCUA
Molecule: messenger RNA, 3969 nt
Organism: Oryzias melastigma (Indian medaka)
Lineage: Eukaryota; Metazoa; Chordata; Actinopteri; Beloniformes; Adrianichthyidae
Product: myosin-4
Source: RefSeq, a predicted model, not a curated record